This is a messenger RNA of Hevea brasiliensis (rubber tree), 1134 nucleotides long. Its product is annotated as protein NDR1-like. The record is from RefSeq and is a predicted model, not a curated record. The coding region runs from base 333 to 947 and encodes 204 amino acids. Gene Ontology annotation, biological process: defense response to other organism. The transcript has a single exon. NCBI's taxonomy places the organism in Eukaryota, Viridiplantae, Streptophyta, Magnoliopsida, Malpighiales, Euphorbiaceae.
GCUGCUGGCCUUGUCUAUGCCUUACCAUCAUCGGCCUGUGCACUCAAUCAUCUCCAUUGCCUCAGUCCAAUUGGUCAGAAUGGAAAACCGAGGCACCACUACCUGUAGCUUUAUCAUUGCCCACAAAAGCUAAAAAAUAAACAAAUCCAGGGACCCUCAAGACUCGAGUCGUCUAAUUAUUCUUUCUUUUACAGAAGAAGAGAACAGAGCAACACCGAAUAUCUCAGCAACAAAUCUAGCCCUGCACAAGCCUACAUCUUCGUCUUCUUCUUCUUCUUCUUAGACCCUUUUAGGGGCUUCACCGGAAAACCUCCUUUCAUCACCGGAAAGCCAUGACAGAUUGCUGCAAGAAGUGCUGCAGCUUCAUAUUCACUCUAGGCUUGGCUGCUCUUUUCAUGUGGUUAAGUCUGCGUCCCUCGAAACCCAAAUGCUUACUCCAACAAUUUUACAUUCCCGCCCUUAACAAGACCCUAAAUCCUCCAGGAAACACCACUCUCUUCUUUCAGCUCAGACUAGAGAACACCAACAAGGACAAGGGUGUCUAUUACGAUCCCGUAAAUGUAACAUUUUUUGACAGCCCAAACAAGACUCACUUCAUAGGGAAUUUCACCAUCCCCAAUUUUUAUCAAGGGCAUAAGAAGAAGGCAACGAAGAAUGGUAGUUUUAACGCCAGGGGACUUGACUGGGAAGCGGUUUCGCUGGCUGUUUCUAAUGGGUCGGCGGUUUUCCGGGUAGAUAUGGCGACUUCGGUGAGGUACAAGAUUAUGGCAUGGCAAACUAAGAGGCAUAGGAUCUUGGUCGGAGCCAAUGUGAUUAUCAGUAAUCAAGGCACUCUGGUCAAUCCCAAGAAGGGUAUAAAGCUCAGUUCAAACGCAGAAAUGAUUGGAAGCUCUGUUGGGAACAUAAUAGGGAUUUUAUCACUAUUUUAUUUGCUCAAUUUUUGUUAAGUUUGGAUUCUUAUUAUCAUUUUUUUUUUAAUUUUCAAAUUUGUGUGGGUAUUUAGCUACUUGUUGGAGCAAUUCUCAUAUUCAAAUUAGUAGUUUUUUGAAUUGAAAUUGGUAUUCAAUAUUCAUAUGCUCCAGUGACCAGCUGUUCUGACAAUUGAUUAAUGGCAUUGUCGUAUUUUACUGGUAA